Molecule: messenger RNA, 726 nt
Organism: Aphanomyces astaci
Lineage: Eukaryota; Oomycota; Saprolegniomycetes; Saprolegniales; Verrucalvaceae
Exons: 2
Coding region: 1-726 (241 amino acids)
Source: RefSeq, a predicted model, not a curated record
AUGCACCCUCAGCAGCACGGCUUCCUCCAACGCUCUCACAUGUCGCUCCGUCUCAAGCUCGCCCUGUUGCGUCGUAGUCCCCCAACCUCCCACAACCAGCUCGAGGCACUUAGCCAAGCAGUCGCAAAUAAAGGGGGCGAAGUUCAAAACGUAUGGGCAUUUAUUGAUGGAACGGUGCGUGAGUGCUGCCGACCAGACGGUGAUGAGCGCCAGCGGACCGUAUUUAACGGUCAUAAAAGGCGCCAUGCUGUCAAGUAUCAGACGUUGGUGACUCCCGAUGGGAUUAUAUCCCAUGCAUUUGGACCGAUUGAAGGCCGACGACAUGACCUUACAAUCCUACGGCAGUCGAAAUUGGAGAGUGUAAUUGCUGCCGACACACGGUUUCGUGGUUUUGUGAUUUAUGGCGAUCCUGCCUAUGGCUACUCGGACCAACUCGCCUCUCCAUUUGGCGGUGCUCGUUUGACUGCUGCCCAGCGCGAAGUCAACAAAAGCAUUAGUCGUGUUCGAAUAAGUGUUGAGUGGUCGUUUGGGCAAGUACUACAAUACUGGCCUAUUGUCGACUUCAAAAAGAAGUCGCGCAUUGGGAACAGUCCGAUUGCCAAGAUGUAUAAGGUCGCAGUACUUUUGACCAACUGCAUCACAUGUGAUCGAGGACGAAACACUAACAGCGCCUACUUUGGACUACCCCCGCCAACUUUAGAGGAAUAUUUGCAUGUCAACAUGUAA